Molecule: messenger RNA, 778 nt
Organism: Ostreococcus tauri
Lineage: Eukaryota; Viridiplantae; Chlorophyta; Mamiellophyceae; Mamiellales; Bathycoccaceae
Product: Short-chain dehydrogenase/reductase SDR
Exons: 1
Biological process (GO): siderophore biosynthetic process
Molecular function (GO): 2,3-dihydro-2,3-dihydroxybenzoate dehydrogenase activity
Source: RefSeq, a predicted model, not a curated record
AUGGCGUCGUACUACCGCGCCCUCGCCUUUGCCCUCGCCGGCGCUCGGCGGUACGGUCGCGACGGGUACGAAGCCGCGGACCUCGAGCCCCUUCGCGAGGUCCAAAACCUCGUCGGCACCGCGUUCGUCGUCACCGGGGGCUCUCGAGGGAUCGGGUUCGCGGUGAGCGAAGGAUUGAUUCGUCGCGGUGCCCGCGUGCACGUCGUCUGUCGAGACGAAGCGACCGGGGCGUCCGCGCGAGAACGGCUCAACGCGCUCGGGACGCGCACGGGGGGGUCGUGCGAGGUGCACGUGAGCGAUCUGAGCUCGCUCGCGCAGACGCGAGGGUUGGUUGAAAAGUUGGCGUCGCGAGGGGAGGCGCUGCACGGAUUGGUGUGUAACGCGGGGGUGAUGCGACGAGAGCGAACGACGUCGAGCGAGGGGUACGAGUAUAAUUUUGCGGUGAACACGCUCGGGACGCACGUGUUGAUCGCGGGGUUGAGACCGGUGUUGGGACGGACGGCGGCGGAGGCGACGACGAAGGGCGGGUACGCGCCGAGGGUGGUCGUGGUGUCGUCGGGGGGGAUGUUGACGGAACCGUUGGACAUAUCGGAUUUAGAGUAUCGGAAACAUAAAACCUUUGACGCAGUGCGGCAGUACGCGAGAGGGAAGAGGCAUCAGGUGGCGAUGACAGAGCGAUGGGCGCGCGUGGAGGGUGAAAAGUCGGGACGCGGGUACGUCGGCUUUUACUCCAUGCAUCCGGGAUGGUGCGAGACAGACGGCGUCGCGACGUCUCUGC